AUGGACUCAAGAUAUGCCAAUCCAUCUUUGGAUGAAGAUGAUUCAUAUGUCCUCCGCAAUCAACGUAUUUUACCAAGUAUCCCAACCACAUUCGAUGCUCGUACAAACUGGCCGAAAUGCAAUUCUAUCAAAAUGGUUCGUGAUCAGUCUAACUGUGGUUCGUGUUGGGCAUUUGGAGCAGCUGAAGUUAUCUCUGAUCGUAUAUGCAUUCAUUCAAAUGGAAAGGAACAACCUGUGAUUUCCGCUGAAGAUAUUCUCACUUGUUGUGGCAAAUCGUGUGGUAACGGAUGUCAAGGAGGACAAGGGUUGGAGGCUAUGAAAUUUUGGACAACUUACGGAGCAGUAACCGGAGGAGAUUAUAAAGGUGAUGGAUGUAAACCGUAUUCAUUUGCUCCAUGUAGUAAUUGUGUGGAGUCAAAGACAACACCUUCGUGUCAAAGUAAAUGUCAGUCCACGUAUACGGUAACAAACUAUAAAGGAGAUAAACAUUACGGUACUUCUGCUUACCGUCUCGAUACUUCUUCUAACGCCGUUCCAAUCAUCCAAAACGAGAUCUACCAGAAUGGACCUGUCGAAGUUGCAUACACUGUAUACGAUGAUUUCUACCAUUACAAAUCGGGAGUAUAUCAUCAUGUAACUGGAAAAGAUACAGGAGGUCACGCCGUAAAAAUCAUCGGAUGGGGAACCGAGAAAGGAGUCGAUUACUGGCUUGUCACCAACUCAUGGGGUACUUCUUUCGGAGAUAAAGGAUUUUUCAAGAUCAGAAGAGGAACGAACGAGUGUGGAAUCGAGUCGAAUGUGGUAGCUGGAAUGGCUAAAGUUGGAAAUGGAUCAGGAGAAAAUUCAUUUGGUUUUGUGGCUGGUUUAAUGAUGUUGAUUGUCUAUUAUUUUGUUUGA
Molecule: messenger RNA, 897 nt
Organism: Caenorhabditis remanei
Lineage: Eukaryota; Metazoa; Nematoda; Chromadorea; Rhabditida; Rhabditidae
Exons: 2
Coding region: 1-897 (298 amino acids)
Cellular component (GO): lysosome
Molecular function (GO): cysteine-type endopeptidase activity
Source: RefSeq, a predicted model, not a curated record